Messenger RNA from Psylliodes chrysocephalus, 1348 nucleotides. Lineage: Eukaryota; Metazoa; Arthropoda; Insecta; Coleoptera; Chrysomelidae. The record is from the annotation of a GenBank genome assembly.
UUCAGCCGCACGGUUUCUUUAAUAUUUUGAAUAAUUAUGUUUCGCGGAUAGAUAUUAGUAUUUGACAGUUAAUUUGUAACGUAUGAGUAGGGGCGUUGCUCAUAAGCUCAUAUAGCAUCAUUUAAGUUACAGAUGUUGAAGAAAAGGACGGAGCACGGGAUAAUAUAGGUGGUCUGAAAAUACUGUUUGAAAUUUUAGUUUUCUUUCAGUGUUAACGUAGAGAGCACAUGUUUAAAAGAUGAGAUAGAAUCAAGGAGUUAAGUGGAUAGUGUUGCGAAGUUUUUUUGUGAUCGGAAAUCGAGUCGUUUGUGGAUUGUAUAAAUCGAUCGUGGAAAGGGUGAAGAUAAAAGUUUAAAAUUAACAGUGAUUUUGUCCCGAAAUGAACUAUUACUCGAACUUAUUCGACCCACACGAUACGCGUCAAAAUUAUUGUCAACAGAGGAACAAGUAUCCCGAUGUCAAAGCCUACGAAAAGAUAUUACCUAGAAACCAAGUGUUUCCCGAUGUAGCGCGUACAAGGACUAAAGAUGUAUUAGGUAGAAUGAGAAAAACGUUGCAGGAGGAUUUGUUCUAUAAAAAUUUGGAGAAACAGGAUAAAUCGCCGAUGUCUGAUAGAUCGUCGAAUUGCAGUAGAUCGGGAGAUGACUCGAAAGCCAUGAGGAUAGACACGGGUUACGUGAGUGCGGAGAGUUCGAUAGAGAGCGAAGAGGAGAAAGAAGCGACGCAUCACAUUCUGGAACCGCAGGGAGCGCAUACAGGAUGUUCGAUAAAUGGACCGAGGAAGUGCCUGGCGUGGGCUUGCAAGGCCUGCAAAAAGAAAACGGUCGCAAUUGACCGAAGGAAAGCGGCCACUUUGAGAGAAAGGCGACGGCUCAGGAAGGUCAACGAAGCUUUUGAAAUGUUAAAGAAAAGAACGUGCAACAAUCCAGGCCAAAGAUUACCCAAAGUCGAAAUAUUAAGAAGCGCCAUAGAAUAUAUAGAAUACUUAGAAGAAAUUUUACAGGGAUCCAACAAAUCAUCUGCGGAUACCAACACUAGCAUAGUUCCUAAAACAGAAUACAUGAAUAGCGUGUCAAACCAAUUCAUCUGUGAAAGGCUACAACAAUUUAGUGAACCUUUACAAAGAUUUCAUUCAACAAAUGGUUGUGAGAUAGCAAGUAGUAAUUCAAGUCUAGAUUGCCUGAACCUCAUCGUACAAAGUAUAUCGAACAAAAAUAAGAAAGAUAGUACUGAACACGUUACAUAAUAUCCUCUGAUAUCUACAUCUACACAGAAAAUAUUUUGAUAAAAUAAAUAAUUAUUAUAAUAGCUUUGUUAUGUUAAUAAAUAUAAAUUUGACUACCACAAA